UAUAGUAGAAUGGUGUCUGUGUUUAAUACGUCCAUCAUAGUUUCAAUGUUUAAUGAUUAUGAUAGUGUGUGCAGAAUUUUUAUUUCGUCACAAAAAGACCGUAUCUAUUUAGCUAUCUUUCACACCCCUGUUAAAUGAAUUUGGUUUCUUCCAUCAUGGCUACCAUUCAGUGACGAGAAAGCGUCUGCACCACAUCAUAAUGAGUGAGUUAAAGGACUGCCCCCCUCUAAAAUACUACGACUUCAAACCUGUGGAGCAUGUGAAGGUGUGUCCCCGCUACACUGCUGUCCUCGGCCGCUCAGAGGACGAUGGCAUCGGCAUCGAGGAGCUUGACACUCUGCAGCUGGAGCUGGAGACGCUUCUGUCCUCAGCCAGCCGCCGCCUUCGAGCCUUGGAGGAGCAGAGACAGAUCCUCACAGACUGGCAGGACAAGAAGGGAGAUAAGCGCUUCCUGAAGUUAGGAAAAGACCCAGACCCAGCUGCCACCUCUCGCCACAAACCAAAGAAGCAGAAGUUAGAUGGCAAAGGCAGUCACGGGCCAGGUCCAGGUCCUGGCAGACCCAAAUCGAAAAAUCUGCAGCCUAAAGUUCAAGAAUAUGAGUUUACAGAUGAUCCACAGGACAUUCCUCGCACUCCUAAAAAUGAUGCACCCAACAGAUUUUGGGCAUCAGUCGAGCCAUAUUGCGCUGACAUCACAAAUGAAGAGAUUCGAUUGCUGGAAGAGCUUCUGAAACCUCCAGAGGAUGAAGCAGAGUAUUACAAAAUACCAGCCCUGGGUAAACACUACUCUCAGCGGUGGGCUCAGGAGGAUCUGCUGGAGGAGCAGAGGGAAGGAGCACGAGCAAACGACAAGAAAAAGAGUCUGAUGGGGGGGCCUCUUUCUGAACUAGACGCUAAAGACGUUGACUCCCUGUUGAAGAAGUCAGAGUCGCAACAUGAGUCUCCAGAGGAUGGGUGUCCCUUUGGACCCCUCACACAGCGUCUGCUCCAGGCCCUUGUUGAGGAGAACAUUAUAUCCCCCAUGGAGGAUUCUCCUAUCCCCGAUAUUUCAGGGAAAGAUGCAAACGAUGGUGCUGGUACUUCUCCUCGAAGCCAAGGAAAAGCUUUUAGUGUCCCUCAUACACGCUCUCUGGAGGCGAGGAUCAAAGAGGAGCUGGUGGCUCAGGGGUUGCUAGACUCUGAGGAGCGACCUGGACCAGGAGGAGACUCAGAGGACGAGGUUUUGGCAGAGCUGCAGAAGAGACAAGCAGAGCUCAAAGCCCUGAGUGCUCACAACAGAGCCCGUAAACAGGAGCUGCUCAGGUUGGCCAAAGAGGAGAUGCGUAAGCAGGAGCUGAGGCAGAGAGUCAGGGUGUCCGACAAUGAGGUCAUGGAGGGGUUUCGACGAAUCAUGGCCGCCAGGCAGAAGAAACGCACACCGACAAAGAAGGAGAAGGAUCAGGCCUGGAAAGCUUUGAAGGAGAGGGAGAGCAUCCUCAAGCUGCUUGAUGGAUAGGGGGGAAAAAACAGUUUUUGUCAUGUUUAUUUCCCGAAGAAACACUUGAAGAGAGACAAAUUGAUGCAGAUCGGGACAGUUGUGACAGCUGUUUCAUGAGCAGCUGUAUCUGUGAUAAUGUAUGAUAGCGUUUAAAGCAGCUCUGUGUGAUUGGAGUAGUGACAUUUCUUUUUGUACUUCAUGUUGUGUACAGCAGGAUGCUCAUUUGAUAUAGUGUAGUAUAGUACUCAUGACUCAUCAGAGACUUCUUUUCUUUGUGGAUUAUUCUUUUUAUUUUUUUUAUCUUUUUUUAUUUGUUUAACAUUGUAAUGUAACAAAACCGUACACAUGAAUUAAUAAAACAGUGUCACUAAUUUACAUUUUUUUGCC
Cheilinus undulatus (humphead wrasse) is the source of this 1864-nucleotide messenger RNA. RefSeq names its product transcriptional adaptor 3 (NGG1 homolog, yeast)-like (gene tada3l). Gene Ontology annotation, molecular function: transcription coactivator activity. Gene Ontology annotation, cellular component: SAGA complex. The transcript is spliced from 9 exons. Lineage: Eukaryota; Metazoa; Chordata; Actinopteri; Labriformes; Labridae. The coding region runs from base 200 to 1495 and encodes 431 amino acids. Gene Ontology annotation, biological process: regulation of transcription by RNA polymerase II. The record is from RefSeq and is a predicted model, not a curated record.